Daucus carota subsp. sativus is the source of this 1385-nucleotide messenger RNA. RefSeq names its product SNAP25 homologous protein SNAP32. The record is from RefSeq and is a predicted model, not a curated record. Bases 257 to 1168 code for a protein of 303 amino acids. Gene Ontology annotation, cellular component: SNARE complex; plasma membrane. Gene Ontology annotation, molecular function: SNAP receptor activity. The transcript has 6 exons. NCBI's taxonomy places the organism in Eukaryota, Viridiplantae, Streptophyta, Magnoliopsida, Apiales, Apiaceae.
UCUCCGUAUUUGAAAAAUCAAACACGUAUUAACACACAUUUUCUCUUUCUUGAAUUCCCUUUUUUGUCCCCAUAAAAUCUACUUUAUCUUACUGUACUUUACAAACCCAUGUUUCAUAUUUCAGACGCGUUGCGCUCCGUGUGAUUUUCAAAAUUUGUCGAAUCCAAGGCACAUUUUGGAAUUACAUCAAGGUUUGGUGCGCCUGUAAUCAUUUUUCUUAUUGUUUGAGCCUGCAUUUGUACUUCCCGCCCAAACUAUGAAUGGCCAUGGGAGAUCUCCUCUAAACAAGGCCAACAAGCAAGCUUCAAUUGACCCUGGUCUCCCUGGUCGUCAGAGGUCCAAUCCUUUUGAUUCAGACGAUGAAACAGAGAACAGACAAAGCCUUUUUUCCUUGAAGAGAACAUUAGACCCACCUCUAGCUACCCAUAAUGUUAGUAGUAACCCUUUUGAUGAUGAUAAUAAUAGUGGAGGCUCUGCGUCUUCAUACUCCCUCUCGUCAGGCAGGAGCAGAUACAAGAAUGAUUUUCGUGAUGCAGGAGGAUUAGAGAACCAGACGGUGCAAGAACUUGAAAAUUAUUCUGUUUACAAGGCUGAAGAAACAACAGAGACAGUCAACAACUGCCUUAAGAUUGCAGAGGACAUGCGAGAGGGUGCUACUAAAACCUUGGUUACCUUGCAUCAGCAGGGUGACCAAAUUUCAAGGACCCAUGCUGUUGCUGCUGACAUUGACCACGAUCUCAGCAGAAGUGAGAAGCUUUUAGGAAGCCUUGGGGGCAUGUUUUCUAGGACCUGGAAGCCUAAGAAGACUCGUGAAAUUGUGGGGCCGCUUAUAAUGAGAGAUGAUCCCGUGCAAAGAAAGGGCAACCAUUUGGAACAGAGGGAGAAAUUGGGUUUGUCUUCUGGACAUACAGAAAGAACAAAUUCACGAACACCACCUUCUGAACCCACUAAUGCUUUACAAAAAGUUGAGUUAGAGAAGUCGAAGCAAGAUGACACACUUUCAGACUUAAGCAACCUGUUGGGGGAGCUGAAGGAUAUGGCCGUUGACAUGGGAUCAGAAAUUGAAAGGCACAAUAAACUUCUGAAGCCUAUAGAGGACGAUGUGGAAGAAUUGAACUUCCGAGUAAAAGGUGCCAACCAACGUGCUCGGCGAUUGCUAGGAAAGUAAAAUGUUUAUAUAGGAUAAUGGAAUCUUACGAUUGUCUGUAUUAUUUCAUAACAUCCUCGUACACAUUUUUACUUGUUAAGAUUUUAUAAUCCGCACAUUUUCUAGUAGACUGAACAAGAUAAUAAGAAUUAUGGUUUGUAUAAUCUAGUGCCAAUGUGCCAUGGUUCCGUAACACAGAAAAUAUUUGAAAGAUCGUAGGAUCGUUAUGCCUGCUCUA